Molecule: messenger RNA, 270 nt
Organism: Microthlaspi erraticum
Lineage: Eukaryota; Viridiplantae; Streptophyta; Magnoliopsida; Brassicales; Brassicaceae
Source: the annotation of a GenBank genome assembly
AUGCACAGAGCUCCUAGAGGUCGUCGCGCGAGAGGGCACGGUUCUCGAGGCCGUGGUGACAGAGCUAGAUGCCGUGGAGGCCGGGGUCAAGGUCGUGGAGAGACUGAGGCGCCGAGUGUGGCGAUUGCGUCGUUGACCCAGUCAGUAUCCGUGCUAUUGGCUCGUUUUCCGCCAGCAAUUCCACAGGGGGCUCCGGGAGUACCUCCAGUGGCAGAGGUGCACAGUUGGUUCAGCCGUAGGCUGCGAGUUUGGGUGUGCCGUUCUAUUUAG